Messenger RNA from Rattus rattus (black rat), 2017 nucleotides. RefSeq names its product ras-related protein Rap-2a-like. The transcript has a single exon. Gene Ontology annotation, biological process: negative regulation of cell migration; Rap protein signal transduction. Gene Ontology annotation, molecular function: GDP binding; GTPase activity; GTP binding. Bases 832 to 1434 code for a protein of 200 amino acids. NCBI's taxonomy places the organism in Eukaryota, Metazoa, Chordata, Mammalia, Rodentia, Muridae. The record is from RefSeq and is a predicted model, not a curated record. Gene Ontology annotation, cellular component: plasma membrane.
GGAGUUCGCUCAGGAAAACAACGCCAAACAUGGGGCCCAGGCUUUCUCCUGUGCAGCCAGUGAGGGAGCCCCGGAGUAAGAGGGGACUGAAAAGGUGGCCGUGGGCUUUCCAAGUUCUACUUGCUGUUGUGCGAGAUCUCAUUUCCUUGAAGUGACACAGCUGUGUGGAGGGCGGAGGUGAAGAGUGUUCGCCAGGAUGGGAAACCAGGAAGGGAGUGGGCAAGGCUGUGUGGUUUGCAUUGUACAGAGCUCAGGGAGAAGGGACCAGGGAGAGCGAUCACAGCGCUCAAGAGGGAAUUGGGACCCUCUCUGACCAGCUUCUUCAUCAGCCUCCGAGCGUGGGGUCCUCCCAGCCUGGAGGGGCCAGCGGUAGGGAGCAGCGUGACCUUGAGCGAGCAGGUCUACAUCUGGAAUGCUGCGCGGAAACCCCUCUUUCUUGGGUUGGUCAGGAAGGGAUCAAGUUACCUUCUGCUCUGUCAACCGAGGGGCUCCCUCCUUGGGGUAGCCAGCUAAGGACUGACUGAGGGGCCCAAGCUGGUUUGUGGGGUGUGGGAGAGAGGCCGGGCGACCUAGGGAAGAGAGGAGGCUCGGGGAAGGGGCUGGUGGGAAAGGCUGCGGCCCGGGCGCAGCGUGGGACGGUGGGAUACGGAGCUGUACGCGAGGCUGAGGCAAAGAGACAGGCGGAGCCGAGACCAGGGACCCUCGGCGGCGCCAGGGCCUCUCCUCUCCGGCUCCACGGGGACGCGCGUGCGUCCUGGCCCUCGCGCCCCGCCUUCCGAUUCUCCCCGCGCCGCCUCCCAGCGCCAUUCCCCACGUCCCGUUGUCCGGGCCAUGGAGGGUUUGGUGCUGCGCCCCGCCAAGGACUACCGGGUGGUGCUGCUGGGCAGCGUGGCGGUGGGCAAGACGGCGCUGGCCACGCAGUUCGCGUGCGGCCGUUUCCCCGAGCGCUGCGAGCCGUCGGUGGAGGAGCUGUUCAGCAAGGUGAUCGAAGUAAACCGGGCUCCCGCGCUGCUGGAGAUCGUGGACACGGUGGGCGCCGAGCAUCUGGUCACCCUCAAGGACCUGUACAUCAGGAACAGCGACGGCUUCGUGGUGCUCUACAGCGUCUGCAACGAGGCCUCGUUCCAGGCUGUGCGGCCGCUGCGGGAGCGCAUGGGCCGGCUGCGGGGCUCGCGCGCCGUCCCGCUCGUGUUGGUGGGCACCAAGGUCGACCUGGACGCCGAGCGCCAAGUACUGACGGCUCAGGGCCGCGCGCUGGCCCGCGAGUGGCGCUGCCCUUUCCUGGAGAUCACGGCCAAGAGCAAAAUGAUGGUGGACCGCGUGUUCACGCAGGUGGUGCGCGAGAUGGAGGCCCUGGCCCCGCCAGGGCGGGAGGCUCCACGCAUCCCCGCCAACGCCCCGGAGACGUGGCCGGCCGAGAGGUUCAUUGGCUAGCGCGCCGCGGUGCGCGGGCUCAGUGCCUUUCCCUACAAAGUUAUCCAACAGUAAACAAGUGGCUGCUUUUCUGUGUAUUCAGCAAAGGGUGCUGGUGCCUCAAGCUGCCUGCGUGUCUUUCUUCAACGUCAGGCAGAAACUUUGCAGCAUCCCCUACGUUGACCUCCGGCUGUGCUACGAGAAGAAACCAAAAUUUACAUUUUACUGUAGAGAGAAUUUACAGCCCUGCUCAGUCUGUUUCUGGACCCCCACCUGCCCGUCUAAGUUUUGUAAAUAGGAACUCGUGAGCUCUUUUGAUUGGUUGGGAAGUGUGCGCUGAAGAGAUGCUUUCUUCUGCUUGAGGAGGGUUUUCCUCUCCUUCACAGACUUGAAUCCAGCAGUAAGAUUUUCCUCAACAUGAAUUCCUAAAUAUAGUUAUGACUUAUGCCAUGUUGGUCUGAAAGGGGAUACUGUACGGGGGCGGGGGGUUGGACGGGAACACACAACUGUGCACACACACAAAGAUAGCUCGGCCCUACCUUGUAAUUGACAUUUAGUUGUUUUCCACAUCCCUGCAUUGGAAAUAAAAUUUAGAAGUUGGUAA